Messenger RNA from Eruca vesicaria subsp. sativa (arugula), 2221 nucleotides. NCBI's taxonomy places the organism in Eukaryota, Viridiplantae, Streptophyta, Magnoliopsida, Brassicales, Brassicaceae. The record is from the annotation of a GenBank genome assembly.
AUGGGUUGCAUCAUCUCCAAGAAGAAGAGACACCACCAUCAUCAUCAUCAUCAUCAACAAAGGAAGGAACCAUCAGAGAAGCGUUCUUCGAGGAUUGAUGAUUCUAGCCAAAGAAAAGACGAGCAAAGUUGUAGAGAGGCCAAAGAACAGUUCAGUUCUAGUAGGUUUUCUGAGAAACAUCCCGAGAUUUCAGAGAUUGGUGAUACAGAUGAAGAUGAAGACCAAGACACUACACCACAUGAGGAACUAAAGAGACAGCCUAGUGUUGCAGCACAAGUGGAUGCAGGAUGGCCUGCUUGGCUUGUCUCAGUUGCUGGUGAAGCACUUGUUGAUUGGUCUCCACGACGUGCUAGUACCUUUGAGAAACUCGAGAAAAUUGGUCAAGGUACUUAUAGCAGUGUAUACAAGGCACGUGAUCUUAUUAACAACAAGAUCGUUGCACUUAAAAGAGUCCGGUUUGAUCUUAGCGAUUUAGAAAGUGUUAAGUUUAUGGCUAGAGAGAUUAUUGUAAUGAGAAGGCUUGAUCAUCCUAAUGUACUUAAAUUAGAAGGCUUGAUCACUGCCUCUGUUUCAUCUUCUCUUUACUUGGUUUUUGAGUAUAUGGAUCAUGAUCUUGUCGGACUUGCUUCCAUACCUGGUAUCAAGUUCUCUGAGCCUCAGGUAAAAUGUUACAUGAAACAACUUUUAUCUGGACUUCAUCAUUGUCACACUCGCGGUGUUCUGCACCGUGACAUAAAGGGAUCAAAUCUACUGAUUGAUAGUAAUGGAGUUUUGAAGAUAGCAGAUUUCGGUUUAGCUACGUUUUUCGACCCGCAGAACCGUGUUCCGUUGACUAGCCGUGUUGUGACUCUUUGGUAUAGACCACCAGAGCUUCUUCUUGGAGCUUGUCAUUAUGGUGUUGGUGUUGAUUUGUGGAGCACAGGAUGUAUCCUAGGUGAACUAUACUCCGGGAAACCGAUCUUGCCGGGGAAAACAGAGGUGGAGCAACUGCAUAAAAUAUUCAAGCUAUGUGGUUCACCAACAGAAGAUUACUGGAGGAAACUGAAGUUACCACCUUCAGCUGCGUUUAGACCUGCCGUUCCUUACGGACGACGUGUAGCAGAGAUGUUUAAGGACUUGCCCACCAAUGUUCUUUCGCUUAUGGAGGCUUUACUCUCCAUAGAUCCGGACCGGAGAGGCUCUGCAGCUAGAGCUCUUGAGAGUGAGUACUUCAGAACAGAGCCGUUAGCUUGUGAUCCAUCUUCUCUACCAAAAUAUCCUCCAAGCAAAGAGAUUGAUGCUAAACUCCGAGAUGAUGCCAAGAGGCAACAACGUACCACACAGGAGAAGCAUGAGAGACAAGACUCUCAGAUGAGACGAUCACACGAGAGAAAACUUAUCCCACCAGUGAGAGCUAAUCCAUCACUCACAGCGGCUAUGGCUAUGGAGAAUCCUUAUCUAAGAACGUGUGUGCUGGGCAAUUCAGCAAGACAAAUGCAUAUUACAAAGGAGAUGACCAGCAACAAUACAACGAGUGGAAGAGUCUCACACUCUGGUCCGAUGAUGAAAAACCGGUUAAAACACGUGAAGGACAAUGUAGCCCCUAGAAUACCUUGUUCAUACAGAGCAGGAGUAGACACAGUUGGCUCGAAUCAACUCAUCAUUGAUCAGCAAAGGGAGAAUUUGAGAGCAUUCAACAGAGCUGACACUAUGGAUAAUAGUAAAAGACAAAUCAAGAUCCCUAAUGACCCAUCUUGGUAUGAUCCUGAGGAUGAAAAAAUGUACAUGUCGGGUCCAUUGCUGGCUCAGCCAAGUAAAGUGGAUCAGAUGCUGGAAGAACAUGACCGGCAGCUCCAGGAAUUCACCAGACAGAGGGCAAAACAGUCCAGAAACUGAAUCAUGUGUCCGAAAUGAUUUGGUUAAUUUGGCGGGAAGGGACAAAAACAGAACUAGUUUGAGUCUUUUUUUUUGUGUAUCAAGGAAGAGUCUUGUGAUAAGCUUUUAUCUGGUUCCUAGAUUUUGGAAAAAGAAUAUUGUAAUAGAGAUUUAAGAUUGCUGGCUUUAUAAAAAAGCUCAGCUCUGCGUUACAUAGAUGUGUAUAACAUUUAUAUAGACUCAUCAUAGAGUUUGGUCUUUUGUGUAGAUACAUGUAUGUACAUCUCUUCAUAUAUUAUAGAGUUGUGUACAUACACACAAACUUUUCUCCUGUUAUAUUUCUUAAUAGUUAUAAACUUCCAUCCAG